Molecule: messenger RNA, 645 nt
Organism: Eimeria mitis
Lineage: Eukaryota; Apicomplexa; Conoidasida; Eucoccidiorida; Eimeriidae
Exons: 4
Coding region: 1-645 (214 amino acids)
Source: RefSeq, a predicted model, not a curated record
AUGGAGGGAGGAAGACCCCAGAAUGCAUCAUUUGCGCUGGCCGCGGAGGAGUCUCGCGUCGACAUGGCGGUCCUCGCCCUCUACCCCGGAGGUGACCUUCCUCACCCCAAGGAAGAGACAGAAAGAAUUCAAAAAGAGUCUGCUCUGUCCUCAAUUAAGCGCGAACAGAUCGCCUUUUCCUGUCUCUCCCUCGCACAUGAUUACAUGCACAAAAACCGCCAAACCUAUCAGCAACUGGCUAAAGAAAAAUCCCCCCAACACGAGGCUGAGUUUCCUGAUGUAAGUGGCCCGUCCACUUAUACCAGCAGUGUUACUGCUGUCGUUGCAGCUGCUUGUCUUGUAGUCUUCCUCGAGUUGGUCAUGUUCUUCGUGAAGCACCUUCCAAAGCGACUUCACAAGGCGUCAAAAGAGGACUGUUUUGAUUUGGAUAUUACUCAGAGGGCGCCUCAAAAUGAGACACCCAAGCAUAGUCCACUGCAGAAGAAGGGCCCCACACAGGAAACGUCGAAGGCGGCGGAUGCGCAAGAGUCAGACUUUAGCGAGCAGCUCCUGAUGAGUACACGCAGCAUCGAAGAAAACCGACGGCAAGACGCCAUCCGAAAAGUGCGGCAUGAAGCGUGCACUUUUCCUGACGACGAAUUCUAG